CGACGACAACGACGAGGACGAACGAUUUCGGAGGCUGUCAGUCUGCUUUCGACAACUCCAUUAUUAGCCGAUCCCGAUAGAAGAUCCCGACGGGAAACGUCGGAGGAAGGUUGCCAGGUAUCCUUCGGCUUCAGCGUGCUUCUCCCACCACCUCUGAUUCGGUGAGAACUCGGCAAGGGUGACACACCCACCCCUCGAAAAAAGCCCUUCGGGGGGUGAGUUUCCGGCAGUCGACGUCACCCAGUCCGCUCUACCAACUACAGUCGCUCAACGAACGGCGUUACGGUUCUUACGAUCGAGCUGCUUUUUGACAGCUGGCCCUACGUCCUACGUAUCCAGCUCCGUGCAUCCCACUAUCGAGACACCGGGUCACUCUGAGCGUUCUCUUCUUUUCCGAACACGAAUCCGCGGGAUUCCUCCAGCGAUCACCUCCGACGAUGAUUUAGACAUUCGUCGAUUGAAACAAUUAUUCAAUUGACGUACGUCUCUCGAUCUCGGCAGUGUGUCCACGACGAACCUUUCGACGUUUGUACUAUGUGCGCGACACCGUUCCCGACGAGUAUCGUGUGAUGUUUCUAAUCCGGUGAGUGAGCGUUGGUGCGUGUUUUGCCGCUGGACGAAGGGCUCGACGAAGCAGAAUCGCGAGAAGCAGGUCCGCGCCGCUGUUGUCAUCCGAUCGUCAACGGAAGAUGAGACUCUGGGUGGUCAUUGGCGCCCUGGCGGUGGCGAUCAACGCGUCCAUCGCCGAGAUCACCAGGAACAAGAACCGCGGCAGAGGAUCGAUGUGGUGGGGAAUCGCCAAGGCAGGGGAGCCGAAUAAUUUUUUGCCAAUGUCGCCGGCCUCCCUUCACAUGGAUCCGACGGUGUACGCGACCUUGAGGAGAAAGCAGCGCAGGCUGGCCAGGGAAAAUCCCGGUGUCCUGAUGGCGGUGGCCAGAGGUGCGAACCAGGCGAUCGCCGAGUGCCAGCAUCAGUUUCGCAAUCGCCGAUGGAACUGCUCGACCAAGAAUUUCCUCCGUGGGAAAAACCUCUUUGGUAGGAUCGUCGACAGAGGUUGUCGAGAGACCGCCUUCAUCUACGCCAUCACGAGCGCGUCCGUGACUCACAGCAUCGCAAGAGCGUGCAGCGAGGGCAGCAUCCAAUCGUGCUCCUGCGAUUACACGCAUCAAUCGCGAGCACCGUCCACCACGCGUGACUGGGAAUGGGGUGGAUGCUCGGACAAUAUCGGCUACGGGUUCAAAUUCUCCCGCGAAUUCGUCGACACCGGGGAGCGUGGACGAAACCUGCGCGAGAAGAUGAAUCUGCACAACAACGAGGCCGGCAGAGCGCACGUGUCCUCGGAGAUGCGACAGGAGUGCAAGUGCCACGGUAUGUCCGGCUCCUGCACCGUCAAGACUUGCUGGAUGAGGCUGCCGAACUUCCGCGUGGUCGGCGAUAACCUGAAGGACCGAUUCGACGGCGCGUCGCGAGUCAUGGUGAGCAACUCGGACCGGGUGCGUGGCAACGGGAACGCGAUCGUGAGCAACUCGGCGAGCAACUCGGUGCACGGCCACCGGGAGGGUCUGGGUCGUCGACACCGAUACAACUUCCAGUUGAAGCCGUACAACCCGGAGCACAAGCCGCCCGGCCCGAAAGACCUCGUUUACCUGGAGCCGUCGCCGCCGUUCUGCGAGAAGAAUCCGAAACUCGGCAUUCUCGGGACACACGGCAGACAGUGUAACGACACGAGCAUCGGUGUCGACGGCUGCGACCUGAUGUGCUGCGGCAGAGGCUAUAAAACGCAAGAGGUGACGGUGGUCGAGAGAUGCGCCUGCACGUUCCACUGGUGUUGCGAGGUCAAGUGUCAGCUCUGCAGAAUCAAGAAGACGGUACACACGUGCCUCUAGGUCUUCACCAGAGACUUUGUGUUCUUCUCGUCCCUCCAUCCCUGGCACCUUUAUCUCUCGAAGAGACUACCUUCCUUCCUGGCGAAGGACGUUUUCGUAGUCUCUCUUGACUACGUCGUCGGGACAAGGCGGUCCAGGUGAUUCUACCACGAAGAACUGCAGUGCGUACAGGUUUCACGUGUACACAGGUUAAGACCGAGUUGCCGCCACCGUGACGGAGCUUCCCGAGUUUGACCGAGCUACUCCUUGUCUCCCAGUAUUACGCGAAACGAUCGAGAGACCGUGUAUUUGUUACGACGUUCCACGGACGCGUACUAAAGACUGAGACGGUGAGAGGAAUCGUUAUCGGAUCGCGAUAGUAAGGUUAGAACAGUUAGACGUAAUAACUGGCGAAUCGCCGUCGCACACUGUACAUAUGACAUAUCCCUUUUGUUUCCGAUCUCGCUUCGAAAUCGCGUCGUCUUCUCCCUUCCUUGGGAAGAAUAUAUAUUUAUAUAUAUAAUAACCGCGCGACUGCGAGACUCGUUAGAUUCGUUAUUUAUUCCGACCCCUCGGAUCGCGUAUUUGUAUAUAUUCGUAGAUCGUAGGUACACGUAAAUUCGCAGAUUUAUAAAUGUAAAUGUAUAAAUAUAAAUAUAUAUUUUUGAAGACCGCGUUGUAA
Messenger RNA from Heterotrigona itama, 2547 nucleotides. Lineage: Eukaryota; Metazoa; Arthropoda; Insecta; Hymenoptera; Apidae. The record is from the annotation of a GenBank genome assembly.